This is a messenger RNA of Rotaria sp. Silwood2, 3654 nucleotides long. NCBI's taxonomy places the organism in Eukaryota, Metazoa, Rotifera, Eurotatoria, Philodinida, Philodinidae. The record is from the annotation of a GenBank genome assembly.
AUGAUAGGACAAUGUUCCGUGACAACAGCUGUUGAUAUUCCAUCAUCAAAUAAUUCAUCAUCAACUGUUGUACCUCCACAACAAGGUUCAAAUGGUUCAUCCAUAGGUUCAGGUAUUGGUGGUGAUGAAUCAUCAUCAGUAUCAUCAGUUGAUGAUUAUUUACUCGAUAAUGAUACAUCAUCAUCAGGUUAUACAUUAGAAGAUCAAGAAGAAUUAACUCGUUUAAUGUUAGAAGAAGAUUUAAAUGAACAAUUAUUAGCAAGUAUAUUAGAUAGUGUUUCACCUUUAGCAAGAAUACAACGUGAAAUAUAUCAAUCAAGAUUUGAUGAAAAAAAAACAAAUAUGACAACAACAAUUGAUAAUGAAAAAUGGAUUGAAAGUAUUAUUCAAGGAAUACAAUCAGCUAAUGAGAAACAACAAAAAACAACAACAAAUGAUACAAAAAUCAACAUUAAUUCAACAACUAAAAACAAAGAACAAUCAUCGACUUUUACAACAUCAUCGGAAUUAUCAUCAAAAAAAUCUGCAUCAACAAAGUCUAAAUCAAAUAAAUCAUCUCAUCGUCGUAAAGAAACUUCAUCAUCAAAUUCUUCAACAACAACAACAACAACGACAACAACUACAACUACUACAAAUCAAAUACCGAAAAAAUCUAUUGCUGCUGAUUUACUUCUUCCACGUUCUAUAGCUGAUCUUUCAGCUAAAAUUCAAUCGGUUUCAUUUACUGCUGGUACAUUUGGUUCAAUAACAUCAGCAAAUGCAAAUGAAUCUUCCUCAUCCUCCUCAUCAUCAAAUUGUUCGACAACAACAUUAACAGCUGCUAAAACAACAACAUCAACAGGACAAACACGUUUAAGUAUUAAUUUAACACGUAAACCAGGUUCAAAAACAACUGAACAUGGUGGUCAAAAAAUAGCUGAAGCACUUUUUAAUGAAUUAACAAGUUUUGGUAAUGGAGAACAUUUAAAUAAUGGAAGAAAAAAAGAUAAUCAACAAUUUAAAAAAACUAAACAACAACGUUCAACUAUCAAUGAAACAUUACUUAAUUCUACAAAUAAUUCUCAUUCAUUUUUUAAUUCAUCAAAUAAAUCCGAUUCAAAUUCAUCAUCAACAGCUUAUCAUAAUUUAGAUCAUCUUCUUCGUCAUGCAGCAUCAAAUACUGAUGUAUCCGAAGCAGCAUUACAUUCAAUAUUAUCAUCAAUUCAUUCUCCAACUUGUCUUGAUUCAUCAUCAUCAUCAAAACAUUCAAUAUCAUCGAAAACAAAUGAAGCAUUACAAACAUUACUUGCUCAACAACAGCAACAACAACAUCUUCAUCAUCAUCAUCAUCAUCAUCAUCAAAAAAAGAGUUCAUCUAAUAAUAAUAAUAAUAAUAAUUGUAAAUCUUGUGAAUUUUGCUGUUGUGAAUCUUCUGAAGGUCGAACUUGUUCAGCAUCAACAUGUCUUCAUUUAUCAUCAACAUCAAAUACAACAAAUGGACCAAUAAGUAGUUGUGUUACAUGUAUGGCUUUACCAGGUACAACAUCAUCUGUUAUGGGUACAACAAUAACAGGUACUUUUAAUCAACGUGAUGCUGAAAUGAAAGAACGUUUAAAACUUAAAUUAACGAAAAGAAAUGUACAAAAUUUAACUGAACAACAAAAUCUAUUAAAAGAUCAACAACAACAACAACAACAACAACAGAAAAAAAAUUUAACAACGAAUAAAAAACAGUCAAUACAAAAUAAUAAUACGAAAACAAAAGAAUUUCUUAUUAAUGAUCAAAAUAAUAUUGAUGAUUUGGUUAGAUUUAUUGAUGGAAAUGAAACAUUAUCAUCUAAUAAUAAUGAACAUCAAACAACAACAACAACAACAACAGCAACAAAUGAAUCAACAUCGAAAAAAAAUAAAAAGAAAAAAGAUAAACAAUCAAAACUUAAUAAUAAUAAUAAUGAAGAAAUAAAAACAAAUUCGCCUCAAUCCAAAGAACAACAACAACAACAACUACAACAACAACAACAACAACAAACGACUCAAAAAAAACAAAAUCGAUCAAAUACUAUUCAACAAAUAGCUUCUUCUCAACAACCAUCUCGUAGUACUUCAUCAUCAUCAUUAUCUAGAAAAGCAACGCUUCUUUCAUCAUCAACUCCUUCUGUUGAAGCUCAACAGCCUUUAUCAAAACGAAAACAAAAAGCCAAAUUAAAACUUGAACAACAACAAAAACAAGCAGCUAAUUCUCUAGAUCAAUCAUCAACUCCUUCUAAUAUCAUUAAAACAACUACUACUCCCACACCAACAUAUACAGAUCUUGUUACGGUUCUUCUUCCACCUUCUUCUUCUGCUUCUUCUUCCUCUUCUUCUUCUUCUUCUCAAAGAACUAAUACACCUCGAACAAGUUUUGAUCUUCCAUCGGAAAGUUUGGAUUCACCUGAAGAGGAAGUCAAUUGGAUAACUAUUUCACGUAAACAAACUAAACAUAAACCAACGCCACCAUCUGUGCCAUCUUUACUGGCUGUACCUGUUCCACCUGUUGUUACCCCGACGACGAAUACCAAACAAUAUCGACAACAACAACAACAGCAGCAACAGGUAGCAGCUAAUACUAAAAAGACAACCUCAACGGUUAAUUCUUCAUCUAAUGCUCAACAAAAAGUGAUACCGACAAGUGUUACAUCAUCAAAUGUUGCUUCGGAGACUAUAUCAAGUAAUAAUAAACAACAGCAUACUAGUAUAGCUCCACCUCGUCUUCAAAAUGUAUUAAAAAAUCAUGCUUCACAUCAACCACAAAAAGUUGAACAACUAGUGCCACCUCAAUCAGCAGUACAAUCACCAUUGAAUCUUUGGACGAACAAUAAUAUUCAUGAACAUACUCCAGUAAUAUCAUCAAUGCCUACAUCUUUUGUCCUGCCAUCAUCAACCCUACUGCCUACAACACCAUCUUAUAUUCCAACUCAUACACCACCACCACCACCACCACCACUACCACCUUCUUCUCUUGUAACGCCAAUUCCAAUUGGUGGUAUAUCUGUUGUUCCACCAUCAUCUUCAAUUCUAUCUGAAAGUUUAUCAUCGUCUAUGUAUUGGGAUCCAAAUGGUUUUCUUCUUCCACCACCAUCUCAAUCAAUAAUUAUCCCUUCAACUGCACCAGGUCCUGUGCAACGACCAAAUUCUUCGUUUUCAGCAGCACCUGGUUCUGUUAAUAAUACAACAUCUCGUUGUAUUCAACGACCUUCACCUGAACCACGUUCUUGUUCAACAAAUCCUGCUCCUUUUCCAUUAUAUUCUCCUAUGAAUUAUGCUGUGGGUAGUUCAGCUUCAACGUGGAAUGAUACUCCUGUAACGAAUACAAAUGAGUCACAUUGGAGCUAUCCACAAGAGCAACAACAACUUGGAUUAUCAACAACUCCAACUGAUUUUCCUCUCUAUGAUCCAUUUCAUAGUGGUACCGGAUUAACACUUCCAUCAACGACAGAGAAAACAUUGUUGAUAAAUGGAUUUUCAGAACAUUUUACUGAUUCAUGUGCUAUUCCACAAGAUAAUGAUGUCAAUGAAAUGGAUGUAUUCGAUAAAGAAAUUGAAGAUUUUAAAAAAUUUUGUUUCGAAAGUGUCCCGUUGGAAACACGUGAAAAAAUGCAAAUUAAUGCUGAUCGCUGCUUUGUUCGUCAAGCUUGA